Molecule: messenger RNA, 4376 nt
Organism: Pelobates fuscus (common spadefoot toad)
Lineage: Eukaryota; Metazoa; Chordata; Amphibia; Anura; Pelobatidae
Gene: LASP1
Product: LIM and SH3 protein 1
Exons: 7
Coding region: 283-1071 (262 amino acids)
Cellular component (GO): focal adhesion
Molecular function (GO): actin filament binding
Source: RefSeq, a predicted model, not a curated record
UACCCGCACAGUGCGCGCCCCCGCGGCCCCCGCCCCUACUGUUUGUCACCGACAGCGCGGCAAAGAGACUGCAAGAGACGGCUGGCGAGAGACGGCCGGACACCACCGGGGAGAAGGGUAUAGAGAGCAGGAGAGUCCAGAAAGACAGCCGCAGGAGAGCUGUACAGUCUGAGUGAGCGGGAGGGAAUUAGACUGCUCCACGGACACUGUGACAGGGACACACUGAGAGACAGACAGACAGACAGACAGCUACAGAUAUAGACAGACAGACAGCCCGCCACAAUGAACCCGAGCUGUGCCCGGUGCACGAAGAUCGUCUAUCCAACCGAGAAAGUCAACUGUCUGGACAAGUACUGGCAUAAAGCAUGCUUCUCCUGCGAGACCUGCAAAAUGACUCUGAACAUGAAGAACUACAAGGGAUAUGACAAGAAGCCGUACUGCAGCGCGCAUUACCCCAAGCAGUCUUUCACCAUGGUGGCUGACACACCAGAAAAUCUCCGUUUGAAGCAGCAGAGUGAAUUGCAGAGCCAGAUUCGUUACAAGGAGGACUUUGAAAAGAAUAAGGGCAAGGGAUUCAGUGUUGUUGCCGACACUCCUGAACUCCAGAGAAUUAAGAAAACUCAGGACCAGAUCAGUAAUAUAAAAUAUCAUGAAGAGUUUGAUAAGAGUCGGAUGGGGAACCCAAUGAUUGAGGGGGCAGAUAUGGAUCGUAGAGGGUCUGACGAUGGUGCCAAUUACCGCAGAACUCCAUCAGAGAGCAUUCCUCAUCACCCACCCCCUGCCAGCAGUUCAAGCUAUCAACCGCAACCGCCGCAGCAGCACCAGCCGCAAGCCAAAUAUGGCUACCAGGAACCAGUGGUCCCAGUGUCCACCCAGCGCAGUACCCCUGCAGGAGGGAAGCGUUUCCGUGCAGUGUAUGAUUACAAUGCAGCUGAUGAAGAUGAAGUGUCCUUUCAAGAUGGCGAUACAAUUGUCAAUGUGCAGCAGAUUGAUGAAGGUUGGAUGUAUGGGACCGUGGAACGCACAGGGGAUACAGGCAUGCUUCCUGCAAAUUAUGUGGAAUCCAUCUGAUCAGGAGAUCUCACCUCAUUUUCUCCUUUCCAAAAAUCAUGAAGCAUUCCAGUGCAGCCCUCUCCCAUGUAGCUUCUGAAGGGGUGGGCUUCACCUCGCCCUCUAUUCCAGCAUUCUCUUGACUCUUCUGCCUCCCUCCUAGAUGCAGAAGGAAUAAUUUACCUCUUGCUUCAUCCUUAAACUCUUGAGGAAGUAUAUUGGGGUGGAAUCCCACUCCCCACAUUUUCCUCCUUUCAUGUCUUAUUGACUUCUGUGUAUGCGCUUUGCACUGGUUUAAUUUAGGUUUUUUUUUGUUUGUUUUGUUUUUUUAUAGAUUUUAAGGAGUGGGAUCCCUUAUCUCCAACAAUUACAUUCAAGAAAAUCAUUGCCCUUUCUCAAAUUAAAAUUAACCCAGAAUAAAGAUUAAAGAAGCAUACCAUGGCAGCAAUAGAACUGCUCGCUUCACUGUCUAAUACUGUUUUCAUUUGUAAGGGGUUUAAUACUAGUACCAUUUUUGGUUACUCUUUUGGUGUAAAUAGCCAAUGUUCCAUUUUCUGUCAUGAACCUUCAGAUUCAUGAAGUAGCAGCUAGUCAGUGAUACCUUGAAAUAAUUGUUUGGGAUUCUUAAUGCAUACAUUUCCUCAACUUAACAUUUAUUUUGUGGUAUCACUUCCUGCAAAGAAAUUGUCCCCCUUCACUGAUAUUGACCAUUCAAUCAUAUGUUCUUGGCACCGCUAUGUGAAGGCCAUUUCAACAAAGGAUUAUUUAGGAACAUUGAAAGUUACACCUACAGAUUAAAGAAAAUAGGUGUAAGUGGACGAAGACCGUGCCGACACAGAAAGGGUUAUGAGGCCAUUUGUUUUCUUGUUUUAGUUUUUUACAGAAGUCAUGUUUGUGAUGUUUGACUACAAAUUAAAUGAUGGGUGCAAGAAAGCAGAGAACCCAUCUAAUUGGGGUCUAAAGAGUCUUCGUAAAUCUAUUUAGAUUUUAAUUUAGAUGCUCAUUUCUGUACAGUUCACAACCCUUCUGUUGUCAGGCUAGGGCUCGUCACAAAAUAUCCUUUUGCUGCAAGAAAAUGUGCUAUUCAGUUGUCUAAAGUUUAAAACAAAAAAAAAAAUAGAACUAUAUAUAGUCUAGUUAAACAGCAUGAGAGAUUUAAUUAUAAUAUUUUUACAUUGAAGAUUCACUCCCCCCAAUAUAUUUUAUAUAUAUAUAUAUAUAUAUGUGUGUGUAUAUUUUCCCCAUUUUGUUAUAUAGCAAAACAUCAACAACAGACUUUAAGGAUUUAAACAAGGGACGGUUUGUGUAUGGUUAUCAAGUAAAGGUGGUGUGUUGAACAAAUAGGGGGCACAUUAACGGUUUACUUAGUGCAUUUAAAUUUGUGUCCCUCAACGCUCUAUUUUUGUCCCCAACUGCUGUUGUAGAUCUCAUGGUCCGUAACAUUUUACAAUCUUUAGUUUAGAUACACGGGACAUUUUUCUUUUCAUUGUUUGGUGGUUUUGUUUGUUUUUUGGUUUUUUUUUUGUGUGUGGUUUUGUUUUCUUAAGUGUUGUUUUGAUGACUUACGGUCCAUUUUUUUUGGCAUUGCAUACAGGCUAAUCUGACAUGGUGCUCCCUUUAAUAAUGCAAGCUUUUUGCCUUCUCCAUUUAUUUAAACUGUGCCAACAUUUUGUUGUGCAAAUAACUGUCAUCAGAGAGAGUUACUAAGUAGCUUUUAGGGGAAUUGCAGAAGCCAUUUUAGUUUUCAUGCGGUUUUGGAGAGUCAGACAUUUUUUUGCUUGAGAUACUUUAGAUAAUAAAUGGUCGUCAGUAAAGUGCCAAUGUAGCCACAGACCCUCACAAACAUCUUGAGCCAAAUUUCUGCUCACUUUUCUAAUUUUAUUUAAUUUUAAUUGCCUUACAGAAAAUAUGAAAGGUUGAGCAAUGCCUAUACAUAAAUAGUUUUUAUAUAAAAUAGCACACUGAGAUACGAUUACAUACAUACGUGAAGGUUAGAAGAAGACACCCGCAUUUUAGAUAAAGCAAAUAAUUAGAACAGCAGGGAAUGACAAAAAUAAAUUAAAACUGUAUUCUGUUAGGGUGGUAACGCCACAUAGCUAUAACUGAAAUUAUAGAUUUUAACAUUAAAAAAAAAUGCACGUGACAAUGAACUAAUGGCAGCCACUUCUCUGUGAUGAAUUUCAUGCCUAGCUAUAGCAAUAAAAGUAAAAUAGAUACAUUCUGUAAGACUUGUGUACAUACACAUCUCUAAAUGUGCUCUUUUAUAUAUAAUCAACUUUAUGUUUAAGCUUUACUGUCCUUUUAAAUGUGUGUUUUGUGUGAGGAUAGUGUGGAAUAGCCUAUUAAUAAGGAUGAUAAAAUAGUAUGUUUAAAUAUUAAUACAUUUAAAACAUGGCCUUUAUUCUUAUAGUGUCAUUUCCAGUUUCUUAUGGGUAUCAUAUUGUAUUGAAUUUAGUUUGCCCCAUUGUGGUUUGACUGAAAUAAAAGCUGCCAUGUUUGAGGCUUCAGUGCAUAUUACACAGUCCUCAACACACAUGAAUUGUCAUUUUCUUUGCAACAAGACUUAUUGCAGAACUGCUUCUAAUGUUAAGGAUAGGGAAAGAAAGGAUUUGGUGGUUAUCAAGCACAAAUUUUUGCAAUACCACAUUUUGCAGCAUGUUUCAAAGCACAAUUACUGGAGAAAAACCAACUGGAACAGUGAAUAUUGGGAGAUCAUAAUACUGUAAAAAUAUAACAUUCCUUUUUCACAUCGGCAUUGGACUGCCGUAGAAGGACCAAAUUGGUUGGUCUACUAAAUUUGACAUCACCUUUUCUGUUUUAGGAUUUGCCUGAAUGUUAUCUCUGAAUAAACACAAGGCAAGGGUGAGACAGUGAAUUCUACUUUAGACAUUUUCAUAGGACCAAGUAAAAGUUUAAAAAUGUUGGCACUUUCCCAAGCCAACCUUACUGGACCAAAUUAUUUUUAUCUUAAAUAAAUGCACUCUUGCUUAGGGAAGUGUGGACCCACAGUUGCAUACAUUCCACUCCCUACCCCAGACACUUUUUGUAUUGUGUACUGAUCAAAUCAUUUUUCACACACUUUUAAGUUGUGCUAUGUUUUUUGGUUCGUUUGAUUUUUUUUUUGAAUUUUUUUUUUUACCUUUCUGUAUCACCCCCCCACCCCUAGCUGGGAAGCCUUUGUAUUGAAUUGCUUGGGCCUAUAAUCAACAAGUAAAAAAAAUUACAAAAAAAUCAUGAUUUAAAAAGUCAAUCAUGUUGCUACCAAGAAAAGCUUUCUCGGUUUACUCAGAUUAAAAAAACAAACAAAAAUAAAGGUAUCAUUUUUA